Messenger RNA from Drosophila mojavensis, 4096 nucleotides. RefSeq lists its product as uncharacterized. The record is from RefSeq and is a predicted model, not a curated record. The coding region runs from base 108 to 3902 and encodes 1264 amino acids. Gene Ontology annotation, molecular function: histone binding. Gene Ontology annotation, cellular component: condensed chromosome, centromeric region. Lineage: Eukaryota; Metazoa; Arthropoda; Insecta; Diptera; Drosophilidae. The transcript is spliced from 7 exons. Gene Ontology annotation, biological process: mitotic chromosome condensation; meiotic chromosome condensation.
AUCGCUUAAGAUGUGCCAUUACAUUUGCGUGGUAACUGUAAACAAAUGUCCUCAAACCGUGUUUAGUGAAAACAACGUGUAUAUAGUGUGAAAGUUAUUAUGAAAACAUGUCAGACCUUAAUCGGAUAUUCUAUGAGCUUAAGUCGGAGUUCGCACAAAACGUGGAAUGGACUGAUGUGGAAGAUUGGCAUUGCGAUGAUGACGACCAGUUGACAGGACAAAGAGCCCAAAAAUUCUGGGCCCUGCCCAUGUGCCGGCAGGAUUUGCAACGACAGGAUAAUCAAUUACAAACGCUAAGGGAACUUGCGCAAUGCAUCAGAUUGAUGCGAUCAAGUGAUAUCGAGAGUGACACUCGAUUCGACAUUAUCAAUGAUAAUUGGGCUAAAAUCGAGAACAUUGCGCCCAAGGAUUAUUUGACAUAUAUUUAUGCAUUAUCGAGUUUAGCGUUCUUGCCACACGACUUGGUGCAACAUGCUCCUCAGCCAAUAAAUGAGAAUGUAAACGUUCAUCUGGCGCUCAAUGCAGUUAGCACGUAUUUCCUAAGCCUCACCAUUCCAGGCGCCAAAAGUUACGGCGUGUUCGAUGAGGGCGUCAUCGAGCAUUGUCUCCGUGUUUUUCGCCUGCUGGAAAAUUAUUCCAAUUCCAGUCCGCUAGCUAACAAUAUAUGGAUAUUAUUUCUAACAAUUUGUGAUGAUCUCAAACUCGUCUUUCGCUAUGUCCACUUCAAAGAUCAUCUAAAGCCACGCGAUAAUAUAGUGCGUUGCCUGCUGACCAUACUCUAUAUGAAUUUCAGACAAGGCUAUAAUAACGCAUGUGCACCCCAAUUACAUGCGAAAUGUUUUGAAUUGUUAGACGAGAUAACCAUUGCGCAAAAUGGAGACGUAUACGAGACUUUGAUGCAUAUAAUGACGGAAACGUUUUAUAUGCAUAUUUAUCCCGAAAACACGAAGGGUUCUGGUCCAAAAAGUGGCGAACAUAUUUCAGACUGGUUUAUCAAGCUAUUGGACAAGUAUCCUGAUAUAUUGUCAAUAGUAUUGGAAAAUUACAUUGAAUGCGUGAUAACAAAUCCUAUUAAAGAGUGGAAAGUUGGUGAUGAGAAAAUUGCUAUUGGAUAUGCGGCCAAAUAUGAUGCAGCUCUCUAUUCCAAAUGCAACAAAUCCUGCACAGAUUUGCUACUUCAAGCAAUACAAGCAGAUGACGCAGUGGGCUUACAGUUGAGAUCUCUCGAGCUGAUUGAACGCAUUUUGCAGCAUCAGACACAGGUGGAGUGGCGCAUCUUUCGACACGAUGUAUCCACUAAACCCAGAGAAGUUGCUUUGAUCAGAGAGACAAUUCGCUGUCUCGAUGACAAAACUUUCAGCGUGCGUCGCAAGGCCAGCCAGGUGCUAACCUUAGCCAUUAGGAACGGUUCGCCCAUCACAACCCGAAUACUCCAUGAGGUCAUCAAUUUUGUUCAAUACGAUGAUCUAGAAUCAAAAGCUAAAUUGAAUUCUCGACAAACUGAGAUCAGUCUCGAAAGGCCUGAUAAUUUACAUUAUGUCUAUAGCUUUGAGGGCUUCGAGGAACUGGAAGCGGAGGUUAAGAGAAUGCCACGAUUGAUUUACGAUCGCUUUCUUAUGUCUAGCAAUGGAUUAGCUCGUUGCUCGGGCCUAGCUUUGCUGGAGCGUCUGAUUCAAAUUAAUAACCGAAUUUUAUACAACACGCAUUUUGAGCGAGAGAUAUCAGCGCUAGCCACUGACACGCUUUCUUCAGUGCGGAAAACAACACUGGAAACCAUAGACGCUCUACUCCAGACCUACAGCAACUGUUCCAUACUCGUCGAUGUCUAUUGUCGGAUUUGGUCCUGCAUGCUGAAUGAUGAUGAUGCUCAAUUGCAGAAGCUUGCAUUGCAUAGCUUCAAUCGUAAUGUGUUGCUGAACAUCAAGCCGCUGGAGUAUUCAAAUGAAUCAAAACAUCUGCUGCCCUGGCACAUUCUGACCACAUUAUUAGCUACCCAACCUCGUGAUUAUUUACAGCUGAGAUUCAAUUUGUUGCUGCAGAAUGAGAAUCUGGUUACACCAACAUUGGUAAAUACAAUUAUCUCACACUUGAAUACGCCCAUGGCAACGGAAGCAUGGACACUACUUCUUCUCAUAUCUAGUCGCAUUACAAACAAUUUGGAUUCGAUUAUACCAACGUUUGAUCGCCUCUCGUCGUACAAUAUGAAGUCUAAUCAGGUCUUGGCACUUCAGUUGAUCAUCUACUGUCUGUCCAACUUUUCGAAAGCAUCGCUUAAUCAGCUCUUUAAAUGUCUGCUCUCCCUGAUGAGCACGGGCAGCAUUUGGCUGGAAGUGAUCUCCCCUGCAAUGCUGCUGUUGCAUCAUAUCGACCAACUGUCGCAUAGCCAGGCGCCGCAGAAUAGUGCGUCCGUUGAGAAUUGGCAAGUACAGUUGCUAGAGGAUGUGACGGCUGCGACCAAGGAAUGCAUGGAAAACUUUCAAACGGAUCACAUACGAAUGGCCUCGUUGCUGGCUACCUACAGCGAACUGAUUGUGAUGAUACCGCACGAAGCGGAUGAGAAAAUCAUCGACUUUGUGCUCGGCUAUGUGAAAUUGUGCAUGAGCUUGAACGAAUCUAGUUUCGAUACGGAUAACGAACGUAUGAUGAACUGGAUGGUUGUGAUAGCAGGACGGCUCUCCCUACGAGACAAUGAUCUAGCAUAUAAGGUGGCCAAAAUGUAUGGCCAAAUACUGAGCAAAAAUGACAGACCCCAAUUGAUUAACAGCACGCUGAUUUGCCUCAACGAUCUGGGCAAGAAAUAUCCCACAAUUCUGGAAAGCAACAUGAAAUGCAUACUGGUCAAAUUGUCCUCGAAAUACGCGACAACACGCGUGCGCACCUAUCGCUGUGUCAAGGACGUCAUUCUGGCUGGCAAUAUUAAAUUGAAGGGCUCCAUUUUAGUCUCUCUGCUGGCUGGACUGGUCGAUGAUAGCAUCGAGGUGGCACGCGAGGCAGAUGCAUUUUUUAUACGUUAUAAGAAACUGUAUGACAAGUCGCUGUUUCAUCAUUGUCUGAAGGAGAUUCCCUUCGAUUUGAAUGAUCAGGCGUUUCUAACCGGAUCGGUUCGCCUGGAAGCGGGCUUCAAGUCGCCAUUAAAAGGACCAAAUAAAAGAAAACUCCGACGACUAUUAUAUAAUCACAUUCUCGCCGCAUUAGAUGAAAAUACGCUCUUAUUAUACUUUGGACAGCUUAAGCUAUUAGCUGAGAAAACAAAGGAUGCGUCAUUUAUUGAACUGCCCAAUGCCUUGGAAGUUGUCAUCGAUCUACUCUUUAUAAUGCGUCGAAUAUGCUUUUGUACCAAGAGCAAGUGGCAACAGGGCGCAGGCCAGGGCGAAGGCGAAGACGAUGACACCCCACAUGAGGAAGAACCGCCUCCAGCUCCAAUUACACCGGCAGAGCAGUCACCAGCAACUGAUAAUGCGGCAGGUAGGGGACGUGGACGAGGCGCACGAAAACGAGAAAUGGGCGAAGAGCCGCUCAAGCAACUGGAGCGCUGUCUGCGCUACGUGGAGGAAAUUCAUCGCAAUUUGCGAAAUUAUAUGAGCUCUGAUCUGCAUCGGGAGUUCAAUAAAUUCUGCCGUGCCAUGACAAUGCGCUUUGCCAAUUUGACGGACUUUGCACAGCCGGCGCAUUUCUGGCAAAAGUACAAAACAAAAUCCGGACCGAAAUCCAAGCGACGUCGUCUCAACGAGGAGGGCGACGAUGCGGAUGGCGGCGAUUCAACGGAAAGCAACAGCGAUACGGACAGUGAUCUGCCGCUGGAACGGCACAAGAAUGUGUCCUCUGCAGCAGACGGCGCAGAGGUCAAGGAUAGCUAUGACAUGCUGGCCACUGAGCUGAUCUUUCAGCCGCUGGACUGGUAGAGAAUAUUCUAAGAUAUAUAUAAAUGCAUUUAUAAGCCUCUAAAGUAUCUCAAAUACGUAAUGAAUCUAUCUGUAAAAUGAAUUUAUUUUGACCAGUUAAAUACAUUUAUUGUUAUAUAUUUCAUUAAGAAUUCGAAUUAUAGUCUAUAAGUUAUUUUGUAUAUUUUGUAAAUAAAAGCAAACAAGUAAAUCUA